Molecule: messenger RNA, 1053 nt
Organism: Miscanthus lutarioriparius
Lineage: Eukaryota; Viridiplantae; Streptophyta; Magnoliopsida; Poales; Poaceae
Source: the annotation of a GenBank genome assembly
AUGAUCCAGGCUGUGGAUGUUGAUUGUCGUGGUGAAGCUCAUGCAUGCAGAAUUCAUGAUGUUAUGUUUGAACUGGUUGCAAUGAAGUCAUUCGAAGAGAACUUUGUUACACUUGUAGGCGAUCGCUGGGGUUCAUCCACACAACGACGUAACGUUCGUCGGCUAUCACUGAGCUCUAGAACUGGAACAGAUGGUUUUGACUUGUCAAGUUUUGAUAUGUCUCACGCCCGAUCAGUGACAAUCUAUGGGGAUAUUCGUUCCAUUAAUUCUAUUUCAGAGUGCAGAUUCCUGAGGAUGUUAGAUUUUGAAUGCUGUGAGGGUGUAGACAAUAGGCACCUGAAGAAUAUUGGUGAUUUGUUCCUCCUGAAGUACUUGAGUCUAAAAAGCACAUGGAUCAGUGAGCUGCCUAUGCAGAUUGGCGACUUGCAAUGUCUGGAGACCUUAGACUUAACACAAACAAAUAUAAGGGAGUUGCCAAAGGAAGUUACUCGAUUGCAGAAGUUGGUACAUUUACUUGCUGGUGGAGCAGAACUACCCAAAGGGGUUGGGAAUAUGAUGUCUCUACAGACAUUAUGCAUCAGGGCCGCCAGUAAGAGAUCUAGGAAAGCUAUGGAAGAGUUACUUAGGCUAAUCAAUUUGAGAAAACUUGACCUGUCCUAUGUACACCCAAAUUAUGAGAGGCUGGAUACUCGUUUACCUUUGGUAAUUAGUAAACUUGGCAACUGCAAGCUCCAAUCACUGCAUUUGAGUUUGUUAGGUGACUCUAUGGGUCCAUUCCUGGAACUCCACUCGUCUCUAUCUGCACCUCCUGAUACACUUGAAAGCCUAAAAAUAAAAGGCGAGUACGGCUUUCUAAGAGUGCCUAAGUGGAUUUCAUCACUCACUUACCUCACUGAUCUGGAGCUAACUGUUGCAGCAAUGGACGAGGGGGUACUUGCAGAAUUACCUAGGCUCAUCCGAUUUCGGCUCACCGUAAAGGAGCCAUCCGCACAAGGUGUCACCAUCCAGGAAUCUUGUUUCCCUAGUCUCAAGGAGCUUUUAUAUCAAUUGUAG